UCCCACGGGAAGGGUUUGGGGUUGUGGCUUGCCAGCCAACGGAACAGAGGGAGCCGGCAGCGCGGGCGGUGCGGUAGCCAAUGGGCGGGCACGCCGCGGGGAGGGGCGUGGCGGCGGGUCGCGGCGGUUGCUGCGGGGUCCGCCAUGACACGGAGCUGCUCGGCGCUGGGCUGCACUGCCCGCGACACCGGGCGGAGCCGGGAGCGCGGCAUCUCCUUCCACCAGUUCCCGGUGGACGCGGCGCAGCGCCGCGAGUGGAUCCGCGCCGUGAACCGGGUGGACCCGCGGAGCCGCCAGGCGUGGCGGCCCGGGCCCGGGGCCAUCCUCUGUUCCCGACAUUUCGCCGAGACCGACUUCGAGCGCUACGGGCUGCGGCGGAAGCUGCGGCGGGGGGCUGUGCCCUCCCGCUUCCCCCGCCCGGAGCCGCCGGGCGAGGGCCGAAGGAGCGGGCUCGCCGCUCAGGCCCCGAAGCAGCCUCUCCCCUGCGCCCCCGCUGGGGACCACACCUAUAGCCUGAAGGGGCAGCCAGCGACGGGCGGGGAGGCGCGGCCGCCACUCGAGGCCCCGCAGCUCCCGGCGGGCGGGAAAUACGGCCCCGCGCAGCGGUCCAGCGCGGUGCUGAGCAUCCUCCGGGAGCUGGCGGAGAAGCGGCAGCUUUCCCAGGAAACCGUGAGUUUGCUGCAGGCCCAGUUUCCAGCAGAUUUGCCUUGCGAGUCACACAGCUGGAGGCAGAUGGCAGAAUACUCACCAGAAAUGAGGCAAUUUGCUUGUGUUCUCCACCUCUACCAUAAUAAGGCCUAUGAUUAUCUACGGAAGAUUCUUCCUGUGCCUCAUCCUUCAAGUCUGACAAAUUGGCUGUCUAAUAAUGAGGCUGCUGCAGGCUUCAGCAACAACAUUUUCCUCUGCCUUCAGGAAAAAGUGGAGAGAGGGGAACAUGCCUACCGUUACUGUGCUCUGAUGGUACAGGACAUGUCCCUGCAGAAGCAGCAGGAGUGGGACCCGCAGACCCAGUGCCUAACAGGCUUUGUUGACUUGGGAGCAGGCGUCCUUGAUGCCGAUGAAGCUCCGUUGGCCUCGGAUGCGAUAAUCCUCAUGGCAGUUGGCCUCUCAAGUCCAUGGAGCGCUCCCCUUGGCUACUUUUUUGUGAACAGCACAACUGGUCACCUACUUGCUCAGCUGCUUCGUCAGACCAUCAAUAAGCUGAACAACAUCGGCAUCGUGGUCCUAGCUGUGACAUCAGGUGCCUCCGCUCAUGGUGCUGAGACUGCCAGAGCUCUGGGGAUCAGGAUGGAUCCUGAAAGGAUCUACUGCACUUUUCACCACCCACCCGGCUCUGCUCACGGCAUCACGUACUUCUUUGACAUUUGGCAUACACUCCAGCUGAUCCAGAAUGCGCUGCAGUGCUUUCAAAAGAUAGAGUGGCUUGGUGACACUGUGCAGUGGCAGCACGUGGUGGAGCUGGCAGCUUUGCAGGAGGAGAGAGUGUUAGAGCCAUGCACACCCAGGUCCGGCAGACCUGGGACUGAGGAGAGUUACUACCUAAAGGUCAACCUCGCUACCCCGUUGUUCAGCGAGGGUGUUGCUGACGCACUGGAACACCUCCAGAAGCUGGGUCUGGCCUCAUUCCGCAACUGCGCUGGUACUGUCAAGUUUGUGCGAUUGAUGAGCCGUCUCUGUGAGGUAUUUUAUGGCAGAUAUCCCUAUGGAAGGGAACUAAAGGGGCCUUUGCUAGCUGGAAAUUAUGCCAAAAUAAACCGCCUCUUUAAUGAUGCCAAGAGCUGCUUUAUCACCUUAAUGGACUCUAUGGGAAGAUACAUUAUUAAGAGCAAACGCAAACUAGGAUUUCUGAGUUUCCUCCUCAAUGCCGAAAGCUUCAAGUGGCUUUACACCAACUACGCAUGUCCAGAAGGCACUCCUUCCCACCACCUCCUGACCUACAUCUUCAGCCUCGACCCACUGCAGCUGUUUCUCAGGGCACUCAGGCAAACCUGCGGUAGCAGUGGGAACCCUUCCUGUGCUGCUUUCCAGGCUGCUUAUCACAAACUGCUGGCCAGCUGCAGCCUGGCACUGGGCUCCCCACAAAGCAGUGGCUCAGGCAAUAUGAGCUCUUUGGAUAUUUCCCCAUUUCAUAGAAGAGAUCUGACCCUUGGCAGCAUUCGUGCUCAGUAUAACCCAGCUCGUGGGCGGACACUGGCAGCAGAGUACCCCUGUUGUGCAGGGUUUCUUUUGCAAGGCUCUGCACUGAGCAAUGCACUGACAGACCUAUCGCUGCAUGCACAGAGCAUCGCCUGCACCGCGGGCUUUGUUGCUGAGCAAUUAGCCUCUGACUUGCACUGUGAGGCUUGUCUUGCUGCCCUCUUUGAGUCAGACGAGAGCAGGGGAAGAUGCGGGUCAGUGCUCUACAUAAAAAAGUUAGGUGGAGUGAGUCUUCCCUCAGCAAGCGUGCACCACAUAACAAGCAUUUCGGAACAAGUCCUAAAACAGUAUGGCAAAUUAGGAGAUGGUGACAAAAACUCCAAGGUGUGGCAUUUGUCUCUAGAACAAAAAAUCUUCCAGGAGUUUCUGGGACAAAGUCACCUCUUCCCCACCCUCACAAACCACUUACUUGAUGGGGAGUUAUGCAUCAACAAUCACUACACAAUCUUAGUGAAGGAAAUAAUGCGAUGUUACUUAAACAUCAGAAUAAACCAUGCCAAACACCUGAACUUAAAAGACCGUUGUGGAAGGCACAGAUGGAAGAGACUGAAGGGAAAGGAUUUGUUUCCAUUGGCACUGGGUAGCUGUCAGUCAAGCCAAAUCCACACAGGGCUCUGAGUCUUCAUUGCUGGUACAAAGAUGCAAGUCCCCUCCUGAGGAUCAGCAAUGGCCAGAUUCAGGCAAUAUCUGUGAGCAAACAAUGUGGUGUCUUCCCAUUAUUUGCCUGGCAAAACUAGUGUUGAUAAGCAGUGAUACCUUGAGCUACUGCAGUCUGAUCAGUUUGGCUGAGCAAAGCAAGGAAUUUCACCUGGUUGUGUGUUCCAUCUCACAAAGCUGCACAGCAGCCACGUAUUUUGUGUGCCUCACUUGGCAGGUCAGGAUGAGCAGUGGAUGCUCAAGAUACCAGAGAGAAAGGGAUGCUGCAGGGCAUCCCCUGCAGGUGCUGGGUGGUUUAGUGCCACAAGUGGUCUUGCCAGGAGAAUACUGAUGCGUCCUCGACAGGGUGGUGGGAUUAUACAUGCUGGCAGUUUGAUUUCACCAAAUCAGAUCUGCUUUAAAAAAUGGAGACAAGAAAGCUGACAGAGCUUUUACUUAAAAAGGAAAAUAAAGAGAUGAAAAGCAAAUAGCA
Molecule: messenger RNA, 3325 nt
Organism: Columba livia (rock pigeon)
Lineage: Eukaryota; Metazoa; Chordata; Aves; Columbiformes; Columbidae
Gene: THAP9
Product: THAP domain containing 9
Exons: 5
Coding region: 145-2814 (889 amino acids)
Source: RefSeq, a predicted model, not a curated record